This is a messenger RNA of Ricinus communis (castor bean), 798 nucleotides long. Its product is annotated as mitochondrial intermembrane space import and assembly protein 40 homolog. Gene Ontology annotation, cellular component: mitochondrial intermembrane space. The transcript has 5 exons. Lineage: Eukaryota; Viridiplantae; Streptophyta; Magnoliopsida; Malpighiales; Euphorbiaceae. Bases 119 to 559 code for a protein of 146 amino acids. Gene Ontology annotation, molecular function: protein-disulfide reductase activity. Gene Ontology annotation, biological process: protein import into mitochondrial intermembrane space. The record is from RefSeq and is a predicted model, not a curated record.
CAGAUAUUAUAUUAUCAAUUGCAAAAACUAUAAGGAAACAAGAAUCCCCCAUUUCUCUCAUUGGAUUUCUAUUUCCCUAUUUGGGGCUUCUCUCUGUCUCUCUCUCUAUCUCUGGGUAAUGCUAUCUGAAUUAGAAAAAAGAAAAAGAAAGAUGGGUCAAGCUCAGAGCGAAGUGGCGGCAGUAGAUCAAACUCAGAACCACCAAUCGUCGCCCGCUACUUCUGUGGAAUCUCUUAUUGCAGAAGCUGCAGCUUAUGGCAAUGAUGAGAAUGAGUCUCUUGAUGCGAAGGCUCAGAAAGCAUUAGAAUGCCCAUGCAUUGCUGACUUACGCAAAGGCUCAUGUGGGAUCCAGUUUUCAGAAGCUUUCGUUUGUUUCCUCAAAAGUACGGCUGAAGAGAAGGGUUCAGACUGCGUGCAUCCGUUUGUGGCCCUGCAGGAUUGUCUAAAAGCUAACCCGGAGGCAUUUUCAAACGAUAUUUUAGAACAGGAAGUGGAAAAAGAGGAAGUAGAAGCUAAAGACUACAAAAUGUUCCCUCCAGCAUGGUCUCAGGCGCAUUAAGGUGUGAUUUUGGCUAGCUGAUAAUGUUGACAUAUAAAGAAAUGAAGAUUGUCGGAGAAUCAUUUUGACAUGGUUUAGUUAUUAGAAAACUAGGAAGGGUUGUUUGGGCAAGCAAACAGAAUUUGAGAGACUUGAGUUUUGAGUAUGAAAGCAGGUUCAAUCAAAGAGAUGUAGUUUAAACAUCUUAUUUGCAUUUUAUAAAUCAGAUAUUAGCUCUCCGUGGUGGGGGAGCUGUAACA